Molecule: messenger RNA, 3216 nt
Organism: Schistocerca piceifrons (Central American locust)
Lineage: Eukaryota; Metazoa; Arthropoda; Insecta; Orthoptera; Acrididae
Product: B-cell lymphoma/leukemia 11A-like
Exons: 5
Coding region: 1-3216 (1071 amino acids)
Biological process (GO): regulation of transcription by RNA polymerase II
Cellular component (GO): nucleus
Molecular function (GO): DNA-binding transcription factor activity; RNA polymerase II cis-regulatory region sequence-specific DNA binding
Source: RefSeq, a predicted model, not a curated record
AUGAGGAUCUGGGGUACUGAAGGAGCUGUUUACGUGUAUUCUGCAGAACCCACCAGCCUGGUGUGCUACACGUGCAAGCUGCGGCUGCAGUCCGCGUGGCGCCUGGUGCAGCACGUCCAGACCUGCCACGGCGUCCGCCUCUACGAGUCCAGCCUCGGCGGGGGCGGCGUCGGCGUCGGGAGCGGGGGCCUGCCCUCGCCGCAGAGGCCCGCCGCGCCGCUGCCGCUGUCGCUGGUGCCCGGCGGCAGCUCGGCGGCCGCCAACACGUCGGGAGGCUCGCUCUCGUCGGGCUCGUCGACCUCGUCGGGCUCACCCGUCUGCUCGUCGGUCGGGCCGGGAAACGGGCUGGGAGGCGCCGGGAGCACAAGCUGCCUCCUGCCCCCGCCCGGCGCCUCCUCUCUCCUCCAUCCCCCCUCCAGCUGCAGCAGCACCACCACCACCGGCUCGCCGCUACUCCUCCACCAGGUUCCGGGGACGACGCACCCCUUCCCGGCGGGCCUGUUCGCGCGGCCUUCUAGCCUGCCUCCGCCCCCGCCGCCACCGCUGCCGCACCACGACCCGGCGGCGCCGUCGGCGUCUGCACCGUCAACGCCGAGCCACCACUUCCGUAGCAUGGAGCAGCUGGUGCAGGAGCAGCUGCGCCUCAACCCGCUGGCCGCUGCCGCCGCCGCCGUCGCAGCCGCCGCCGCCUCCUCCUCGUCGACGAGCUCCCCGUCGCCGUCGGCCGUCUCGUCGCUCGUCGCGUCGGCGUUCGCGCCGUCGGCGCAGCCGCUGGACAGGAUAGCGGCGGCCGUGGCGGCGGCGACCGCGGCCGUGCCCGGCGCCGGGGGGCGGGAGGCGGCGCCGCCCACGCUCGACUUCUACUCGCAGAGGCUGCGACAGCUGGCCGGCACCACCAGCCCGGGGGCCGGGGGCGGAGCCGGAGGCGGAGGCGGCCUGGCCACGUCGCCUUCGCCGCGCAAGCAGAUGCUGACGCCGCCCUUUGGCAGCCCACCUCCACACCACCCUCAGCAGCGGCACGCGACGCCGCCCCCGUCACUGCCCCCCAUGUCCUCCUCCACCUCUACCGUGCCCACCGCCUCCACCUGCAUUCCAUCUACCUGCGCCGCCCCCACAGGACACACCACCAGCCCUGCCGACGCUUCGUCGCCUCUCGCGCUGUCUCUUGAAAAGCAGCAGCAGACGCCGCCCUCGGCAGGCAGCGACCAGCAGCCGGCGCCCGGAACGCCCACUCCGCGACCCUCGUCUCCGCGGACGCCGCCCACGGGCCCGGCGCCGACGCCCUCGGACUCCGGCACAGCCGCCCCCGACGACGCCGGUGCCGCCGCCCCCGCCGACGGCGGCGUCGCGCAGAGCGGGCCCCUGACACCGUCCGCCGAGCCCGGCUCUCCGGGACCGGACGCAGUGCGCGCCUGCGAGUUCUGCGGCAAGAAGUUCCGUUUCCAGAGCAACCUGAUAGUGCACCGGCGCACUCACACGGGCGAGAAGCCGUACAAGUGCGCCGUCUGCAACCACGCUUGCACGCAGUCCUCCAAGCUGAAGCGCCACAUGAAGAUCCACCGGCAUUCGGCGUCUGCGCUGGCGCGCGUCACGCGCAGCUCGGUGGCCGCCGCGGCCGCCGCCGCCGCCGCCUCCGACGGCUCCGCCCCCGACGCCACCUCGCACAACAACAACAACAACGGUAGCAACCACACGACGCCCGAAAACGCGUCGCGCACGGGGAGCGUCGAGGCGCUGGACGACGACGACGGCGACGAGGACGACGAAGACGAGGAGGAGGACGAAGACGACGACGACGAUGAGGACGAGGAGGAGGAGGAGGAGGAGAUGGAGCUGGAGGAAGAGGACGAAGACGACCUGGACGACGACGACCUCGGGGACGGGGAUGGCGACGCGCCCGAGGACCUCACCACCAAGUCGACGUCGUCCACUCCGCCGGGCAACGUCACCGGUGCGGGAACGCCGAGGCCCGCCUCUGGUGCGCCGGCCACGCCGAUGGACAAGAUCUCUAACCAGGGUUCACUCGUGGGCGAGCUGAUCGACAAGUUCGGCCUGAGCAACAUCCAGCAGUACAGCGAGGCGUACAAGCAGGCGCUGCAGGAGUCGGUGACACCUCACAGCCUGAUGCAGCUGAAAGAGGAGAUCCUCGCAGGGCACCACGGGCAGCACCGGUCUGCUCUCAUUUCGGACAACAACAACCAAAAACACCUCUCGACCAGUGCACUGCUGUCAGCGACGAGUAAGGAAAAUGGCCUCACUGUGGAGAAGUCGGCGGCAGCGAUGCGAUUCCGGGAGGAGUUCGCGAAAAAUAUGAUGGCUGCAGGCCAACCGCCUCUGGACUUGAUGGGAGCCCCUCAUGGUCUGUUCGGCGCGGCUGCAGCCGCAGCUGCUGCCGCUGCCGCUUUCGACUCCUCUUCGCCGUCGGCCGGCGCCUACGACGCGGCCAGCAAGAGGAUCAAACUGGAAUUGGACCACCACACGUCAUCCGUGUCGCAGCCGGCGCGAAGCGACAGAGCCGGUGAAGGUCCGGGCAGCGGACUCUAUGCCGGACUGUGGCUGCCGGCAAUGGCAGCGGCAGCCCACCACCGCGACCAUCUGUUCGGCGGUGCAGGGGCGGGUGACACCGUGGAUCUUCUGGCGAACCACCACCGCAAGGACUCGCUGCUCAAGGUGGGCAAGUCCGGGCCCAGCCCGUCCACCCUCGCCGCGGCCCUCAACCUGGGCCUGCCGCCCACGUCUGCUGCGGCAGCGGCCGCCGCCGCAGUCGCAGCCCAGCAGCAGCAGCAACAGCAGCAGCAGUCACUCAAGAAGGACACGCGCCGCAAUGACACCUGCGAGUUCUGUGGCAAGGUGUUCAAGAACUGCAGCAACCUGACCGUGCACCGGCGCUCGCACACGGGAGAGAAGCCCUACAAGUGCGAGCUGUGCUCGUACGCGUGUGCCCAGUCGUCCAAGCUGACGCGCCACAUGAAGACGCACGGCCGCCUGGGUAAGGACGUGUACCGCUGCCGUUUCUGCGAGAUGCCCUUCUCUGUGCCGUCGACGCUCGAGAAGCACAUGCGCAAGUGCGUGGUGAACCAGAACAGCAAAGCGGCAGCGGCAGCCGCGGCGGCGGCGGCAGCGGCGGCGGCGGCGGCCGCCGGGGGCGGACACCUGCCGCUGGUCGGAGACGACACCGGCGACUCGUCCGCCUCCGCCACCAAGGACGCCACAUGA